UCACAGACCUCUCUCAUCAUCCUCAAACCUCUCUAAUCCAUCCCAUGAUAUUUGAUUCAGAAACAUUGCUGUCUUUAGAGAGAAAGGCUGCUCUGGAUGAGGGAAAACAGCAGAAGGUUCAUCAUCAUUCGCCUCGAGGUGCAUCAUCAUCCUAAUGGAUCUUUAAGACAUUUCAAGUGCCACGGAUGAAAGGAGAUCAAUGUAACCGCAAACCAAACCCGAUUCAAGGCGAAUCCACUCUUAUCUCUGCGCAAUCUGACCAUCAACAUCUUUCCAAGACGGACGGGCUCGUGGAGCAUCGAGGCAAAAACCGGGCCAAUCGGGACAGGGACUUCAUGCCCAACAUGGAGAGGGGGAAACCAGCCACCUAUACGGGCGACAAGAAGGCAAAGAUGGCUGCGAAGACCAAUAAGAAGUGGGUAAGACUGGCCACCGUGUUUGCCUAUGUUUUAUCCGUAUCACUGGCGGCGAUCAUACUGGCCAUCUAUUACAGUCUCUUAUGGCAACCGACCAAAAAGGAAACCGAUUCCCAAUCCAACAUCACCACCACCACCCCAAGCAAUCUGGAAACGAGCAACGGGACUGAAAUCAACGGCACACAGGCGGUUCUGUUCAGUGUCAACAGUACGGGACUCAAUGCGUCUCAGGCGCAUCAGAGGAAAGCCCGGUCCCUCUCCGAAAGUGCGCACUCCGAAUCCGCGGAUCUUUACAAAUACACACUUGUCCACAACUCAGACGGACAGACUGAUGUUAAAACCCAGAAAGAUCAGACCCUCUCCACUAAAGAUGUUCACGAGGAGGUCAAGAAUGCGCGCUGGGAUGCCCAAGACGAGGACGAGCCAUCUUUUGAGGACGCUUCUCGAUCGAGAAGACAGAAUCAGUUUGGGUCUAAUACAAAUAACCAGCAAUAGGACCAUUAAGCAGGGCUUUUGUUUAUCCACAUCAGUGAUGUUGGACAGUGCUGCGGGUCCAGCAGGAGACAGGCCGCCGUCCGGAGCGCACGGAGACGCGGAGGCCGCAGCGGGUGCAUGGACACCAACUUUACACCAUAGCAAAGACGCAAAUAGUGUUUAACCCUUUCAAAUGUUCGUAUAAAUUCACAUAUAAUCAUAAUAACUUGAUUGUUUUGCCUUAAUCUGGACAUUUGCAGAGUUAAUAGGCUUUAUCUUUUGGAGCAUCGUAGUCCAGAAUCACCCGCUGGCCUGCAUGCCUGUUAAUCGCACAUUUAUAAGAAACUUUCAUUCAAACCGAAGACUGACCAUUCUUCACAAUGCCUUUAUUUAAACAGCCAUUUUUGGGCAAGCUUUAAAAAAACUAUAACUCUAAAAGCUUGCAUGAAUUUCAGCUACUGUAUCUUUACCAAGUAAUCAGGAUUCUUAUGUUAGAGGAACCUGUGUCAAUGCUCAGGUAUGUGCAAAUAUUCAUGUAAAUCUACUCUGGUUUAGUAAUGUACAUACUUGCUCAGAUUAUGAUGGAAACUUUUAGCACUACUAGAUCAUUUUUACAACAUUAUUGUACCAUAGGUGUAGAAUAUAUCACCGUAAUGGUAAAUAAACUACCUUAUAAAAAUA
Misgurnus anguillicaudatus (oriental weatherfish) is the source of this 1571-nucleotide messenger RNA. RefSeq lists its product as uncharacterized. Lineage: Eukaryota; Metazoa; Chordata; Actinopteri; Cypriniformes; Cobitidae. The record is from RefSeq and is a predicted model, not a curated record.